UUUGCAUCACCCUUGUGUUUGUGCAGUGGCUGUACACAGCCAUGUGCGGCCAAAUGAAAGCAUGUUUCCAAGUCAUCAUUGUUUAGUUGGUCGUGUACCUCUUUGAUAACUUUAAAGACAAUAUGGAUUUAGCAGCCGAAGAAGUACGAAAGCAGCGAAUUGACAGAAUUCAGCCAUUCUUACGAGACUUAUGUGCCCAAAAAGAACCAAAAACAAACAAGGCUGUGCUUCUGGUUUUAGUUCAAGAUCUCAAGGAUGAAGGCAAUAGCUUGUUCAAAGAUGGAAAGUUUGCUCAGGCUAGCGACCACUAUAGAAAUGCACUCUUUGUUGCUGACAUUUUGGAAGAACGAUAUUAUCAUGAAAUUGCUAAUGAUUUUCUGACAACUCUUUAUGCUAAUGGAGCCCUAUGUUAUCUGAAGUUGAACAAAUUCGAAGAAGCUCUUCAUAAUUCUGAAGAAGCAUUAAAGCUGCAGCCUGAAAAUCUAAAAGCAAAGUACCGUAAAGUGCAAUCAUUAAUGGGACUAAAGCAGUAUGAAAAAGCACUGAAGGAAGCAGAGGAUGGUUUAAGAAAGCAACCGAUGGUAUUUCAGGAUUGUGUGGCUUUUCUUGAGCAAACUCUUUCAAGUGAAAACAGUAAGAAAUCUGCCUAUGCUUCAGUAACUCUUGGAUCUGCAACAGAUGAAGGGAAUGAGUGGUUAGCAGAUACUAAUGCUUUAAAAACUGAGAAGCAAAGAAAAGAAGUCUUAAAGAAGAUGCCUAAAAAGAAGAAAACCAAGAAUAACCAGCCUUUAGUAGGUCAGCAGCGUAAAGAUUCAGCUGACAGCGACGUGGACUCAGAUUCUAGCGACCUAAGUGAUGAACAGUUUGUUUCUAGCUACACGGCGAUUACUAGAGGAAGCACUGUUGGUGCUGGUGCUUCUAAAAGUGCGUCUAAUUCAUUACAGACCAAGAAGGGGUCAAAUGUUCCUCAUAUGAAUUCAGUGCAGGUGGAUAAUAGCUCAGAUGCACUGUAUCAGUCCAUGGGAUUCAAGAAAGUUGGUGCUAAGAAAGAAUCAAAUGGAAUGGGCCUAGAUGACUUUUCAGUGGUUCAAGGUUCAGCACAGCGGGGUCAUACCACAGGUGUUGCUGCAGGUGGUAUACCUCGUAAAUCGAAAAGUCAGGUGCAAGCAUCAGCCACCUCUAAACUACCACUUGUUAAUAUCAGAUGGCCUCUUGCAGAUGAAUUUCAGUUUCGGUUAGCUUGCAAGAUCUGUUUUAUGAAAACUGGUGAAGGAUACAAGGGCUAUAAUUAUGUUCCAAAUCAGGCACACAGUUGUAGUAGAGAGUACUUAAUUAUUCGACGUCUGAAACAGAAUGAAAAUUUAAACUGGAUUAAAAUACGUCCUUUUCCUCAGCUCUUUAACAAUCGAUUUGCUGAAUUUAAGAUGUGCCAGCAAUUUGCUAAUGCAUUGCCUUGCAAAAUUGGGGAGAUGCGGUGUACCUUUCCACACAACAAUAUUGAGAUGAAAGUGUGGUACAUGGAACGUGAUGGAGAAUUUUCUGUUACAAAAUUUAUAGAAGAUCUUUGUAAUAACGAAAUUGAUACGUCGGAGCAGCUAGCUGCACGUCAGCCACAAUCCUUAUCUAAAUGUGAACCAAGUAUGAUCCCAGGUCUUAAUUUCACUGAAAGUCAACGCCUUUCUUCUCCUGCACCAGUAAAUGAGCCACUGCCUAUGCGACCUCAGGUCCCAGUGUAUAAUCCUUCCCAAUUUGUUCCUCCUCCGUCCCCUUUACGCACUAGUGCCAUUCCACAAGUCAGACCUCAAGAAACUGCUGGUCCUGCCAUUGAAUUACUGAAGCCUCCUGCUUCAGCGACAGCUCCCAGGUUUUUCAAUGAGUUUCAGUCAACACCUCCAUUAGUGCAAAAACCUGCUCCAUCUGCAAGUGCACCUUUAUCAUCUCCACUCAAAUCACAACCAGGCCUAAAUGUCAUUGACAAUCCACUCAAAGACUAUGACUUCAAGGUUGUCUGUCCACAGUGUUUCAAGUUUGACAACUUUCCUGGUAGAUACAAGUAUAUACCUUUCACCCAUGAAUGUGAAGAAAAUGUUUUGGCCUUUAAGCGGAGAGGAGCAAAUGUCCCUUGGGUGAGGGUUCGUGAACGCACAAACCAUCGUGAGUUUUCUGGAAAAUAUAUAAUAUGCAACAGCGUUAUGCACAACAGGAAAGAACUUUGUCGCUUUGGUGAAGGUACCUGCAGCUUUGCACACAAUGAGGCAGAACAGGCACUGUGGGGACUUGAAAAAGAUGGCAGGUUUUCCAUUGCAGAAUUCAUCCUGCAACAUCGAGCUGCCACUACACACCGUGGCUUUUCUCUUAAUGAGCUUUUGAAGAAAUAUGGAGGCUACUUUACAUUCAUUUGUCGAGAUUGCUAUUACGGGCGCCCACCUCGUAUUAGCGAAGGGCAUCCCAAUAAUACUUGCACAGGAGAGGCAAGGCAUCAGUGGGAUAGAUCGAAGGUAUUGGCUCACAUUGACAAUACAACAGACCAAGUGACACUUAUUGAUAAGAGGAAAUUCACUAGCAAGAGUGCUUUCUUCAGAAUCUGCAAGUUUCUUCAUUUUUGCUUUGAUCAAGUACAGGGCACAUGCCUUUCAGCCCACAGCCUGUUGGAGCGUGAUGUGUGGAUGCUAGAGCGAGACACAGAUAUCACAAGAGAGCAAUUAGUUGAACAGAGUCAACGCUUUGCUGCUGCUGGGAGUUUUCAACAGCAGUAUUUUCAGAAGCAACAGCAGACAUGGGGUGACAGUUUCAAAUCUUCAAAACCUACAGGACCUGCACCGCAGGCACAGUUUGCUGGUCCAACACCAGGUUCAACAGACAGCAGCAGGUCAGGCAGAGAGAAGCUCCCCCAUGCUGUGCAGGAAUACUGUGGAGUUUGCUGGCGCUCUGGUAUCAAAAGCAUGCAGGAUGGCGAGGCUAAUCGCUGCUCAAAAGGCCAUACCAACUUUUUGGCUUUAAAAGUUGUCAUGAUCUUACCUGUAUUACGUGAGUUGCGAAAUUUACCUCGCGUCAUUCCACGCAACCUGAACUUCACAGUGUGCCGCCAGAUACUUGAAAAAAGGAAAUGUCAGUUCAUGGGGUCAGGACCAUGUCAGUUUGCACACUCAGAGGAAGAGCGGGUUCUGUGGAUUUGGAUGGCCCGCAACAAAAUGACAACAGCUGAGGAGGUGGCCAGAGCUUGGAAAGAAGAGCAACAGCAACAAAAAGUCAAGAUAAGUCAUGGUGACUCUGUGGUUGCUGUGACACCAGCCCGACCCUUCAGCCAGAUACGUACACCUGUAGGUCUUCAUAACACCACGCACUACUGUCGCUAUUGCUCACACCAGUGCAACAGUGAUCGGCAAUGGGAAGAUCACUGUUCCACAGAGAAGCACAUCUUCAAUGUCAACUCAGACAAAGAUCACCAGUGGAACUUUCGCCAACCUCCAUGGGGACAGGGCAGCAACUUAAAUCUGUGCUCUAAGCAUAUGGGUGGUGGCCGCUGUCAGUACUCCAACGUACCAGACAUGUUCAACCUCUGUAAAUACGCCCACAGUGUAGAAGAACUAGAUGAGUGGAAAGAGCGUUUUGAAUGGCGGCAGAUGAAACGCAGUAUUGCCAAAGAGCAAAAUAUGUUUUCAUACAUGGACACACUUCUUGAGGAAUACGAGAAGGCUGACUAUCGUGUUGCAGUUGACAACAAAAAGGUUGGCUCUCGUGUUGCUAUUAUGUCUGAAACUCUUGAGGGUGUUGAUGUAAAGUGCUCAGAGCCGCUAGAGGUCUACCGGCAGGAGAAGAAUGCAGUUUUUAAAUGGUCUUUUAUGUUGAAAACCACGCUGACCCUAACACGUGUGGCACUCCUGCAUAACCAUGCACGCCUUCACUUUGUGCUGCAAUGCACAGAUGGGAGCAAGCAACAACUGGCAGCUGGUGAGCUUUUUGAGGAUGUGGACAGCAAAGGUAACCCAUGUUACCGGGUUACUGUCCAUUUCUCUGGAGGCAUGUUUGGAUCAUUCAGUCAGUGGGUUGUAUUUGACUUUGGCAGCAGACCUGUCCUCUUGCGCAAGCUUAACGUGGAGCUUGGCCUUGAGGAGAUUCAUGACAAGGUUAGAGAUCUGCGCAAGCAGCUUGCAUUUGACAGAUGGACCACUGAAAACCGUGAAGUGAUUCCUUACCAGUUCACAUAUGAUGAGGUAAUAUUGGACAUGAUGCGGAAAUACAGAGAACCUAAGAACAUUGUGACACAGGACAGCAUGCGUGAGCUGAACAGCCACAACUAUGUGCAUAAAAUGCACCGUUUGCUUGAUCUGGAGGAAGUCACAAGACAUAGAAUCAUUGCCAGCUUUAACCUGGUGGCUGAAGCAACUUUCCUGGAUACCAUUAGUGAAGAAAAGGGUUCGUUCUUUGCUCCAAAGGGUGAAUUGUUCAUGAAGCUGCCACUAAGUGAAAAUUUGACAGAGGACACCCCAGCAGGCAAACUUAUCCUGACAAGUGUGCGGUCUGUUUUGCUGGCACUCAACAACAGUAGUAAGCAACGAGUGUUUGAGGCAAUCAUAGUGAGGGAAGAAAAUUUCAAUUAUGAUGGCCGUGGGAAAGAUUUCAUCUACCUCUCUCUUGCACCUUCCUGUGUCAGGGAGCUGAAACUGAAGCAUAACAUGACCGCUGAAGUAGAAGUGCAAUUUCAGAUGGAUCGAUUGCACUUUGUUCGUAUGCACUAUGCCCUUGACAGCCUCAAAUCUACAGAAAUUGCCUUUCCAGAUGUCACCAGGAUCAGCUCACUGAAUGAACAGCACACUCUAAGAGUACAAUCCCGUGCAUUGAAUCAAGACCAGAUGGCAGCAGUGCGGCACAUUGUAACUAAUCGUGUUGGCUACACCCCACCAUUUGUCAUGUAUGGUCCUUUUGGCACUGGCAAGACAGAGACUUUGGCACAGGCUACCAUGGUGCUGCUUCGUGAAAGACCUGAGUCUCGUAUCUUAAUUUGUGCUCAGUCAAACAGUGCUGCAGAUCUGUAUAUCCAGAAAUACCUAGAUCCAUACCUGCAAAAGAGUCGCAGCAGCCAGGCAUCUGUUCUGCGUAUUGUUGCAAAAGAGCGACGCAUAGCAAGUGUGAGUGCUGAAGUUCAAAAAUACUGUUGCAUGGCUUCAGAUGGUCAGUCUUUUGAGAUCCCAACAGAAGCUAUCAUACGCCAGCAUCAUGUUGUUGUGACAACUGUUGAGAUGUCCCUGCAUCUUACGCUGAUGAAUCUGUAUGGUUAUUUCACUCAUAUUUUUGUGGAUGAAGCUGGACAAGUACUAGAGUGUGAAACCCUAAUGCCACUGACCCUGGCCACAGACAAGACAUGUGUUGUACUGACAGGAGACCACAUGCAGAUAAGUCCCAAGGUGUACUCAGCAGAAGCUAGGCGACAAGGGCUCAGUAUGUCAAUGCUUGAACGACUGUACCUUCACUAUCAGCAUUAUCAUCAGGGUCCUGCAAGCCUUCAGUGCCCACUUAAUAUUUUCCUCAGCAUCAACUACCGUACCAAGAUGGAGAUCUUGCGGUUCAUUUCGGCUGUAUUCUAUGGAGGACCAGACAUUCUUAAAGCUCAGGGGAAUAUUCCUUCUGUGGUAGAGUUGACUCCUAUGAUAUUUUAUGCUGUGACAGGCCGUGAGAUUCAGGAUGCAGACAGCACUUCUUUUUAUAACACAGCAGAAGUGAUGGAGGUGGUUGAAAGAGUUGUAGAGCUGGUGACCCAUUGGCCUCAAGAAUGGGGCCCUGUGGCACCUGAAGAGAUUGGCAUAGUCACACCAUACCAUGAUCAGGUGCGCCACAUCCGCGGAAUCUUGCGCAAGCGUCGCCUUAAUGGUGUGAGAGUGGAAACUGUUCAGAACAUGCAAGGAAAAGAGUUUCGUGCACUGUUCAUCUCUAUAGUUCGUACACGCCACUUGCUGGAGAGUGACCACAUGAAAAGACUUCUGCAGGAUGCAGAAGCUAUAGGAGGCAUUGCAGAUUUUGCUUUCUUGUCGGACCCCAAGCUGUUGAACACUGCUCUCACUCGCACACAGUCUGUGGUGGCUGUAGUGGGAGACCCUGUGGCCCUUUGUGCCAUUGGAGAGUGCAUCCAGAUCUGGCGUACCUACCUCAAACAUUGUACCAACAUGCGCAGCGUUCAUCCCAUUAGCAUGAACUAUGAAGCCAUCAAAAACCAGGUGGUACACCUACAAAUGUCUGCAGCUGGAAGGAGCUUGACAUACAUCACAGAUAUGUGUAGAAAUACAGAUGUUUUACCCAGACUUGCAGUAAAACCACCACCUUUGCAAAAUGAUGGGUUCACUGAGAACUAUAUCGAUAAGGGGCCACUUCACAGUGCAGAACCUUUGGAAGGGAGAGGAUUGAGCGUGGAUCACCAUGAGUUAUUAUCAAACCCAACAACUGUUUCUGGCAAGCUAAGAACAAAGAAACUGGAGGGCACUGAAGUGGAUGAAGAAUUUACUAUUCAUCCAGAUGAGAUCCUCCUACAGCUGGCUCAAGAAUCAGCAGCUUCAGACCUCCCAACACAACCCCAUUUUGUGGAAUGUGUGGACGUGCAGGAAGAGGGUGGCAUUGCUCUUGUCACCUACAACAUGAAAAAGUGUGAUGAGAGUCUAAGGACAAAGAUGCAGUCUGCGGCUGCGGCUAGUAAAGAACUUUAUGAGGAUACAGAGAUCUUUUCAGAGAUUGACAAAGACACAGGAAAGAAAGCAGUUUAUUUCAGCUACACAGAAGCCAAACUUGUUGAGUUGCUUAAAGAGAACCCCAUUCGUUUCAAGCUGUGUACCAUCAGCACUAAAGGAGACACUUGCCUGGCUAAGGCUGUGGAUCCAUCAGACUCUGUGCAGGAAGUUGAGAUAAGAGGACCUCUUCGUCGAGGACAUGCUUUUGAUGGGGAUGAAGUAGUGGUGGAGAUUCUUAAUGCUGAAGAUAUAAGUGAAGAGGAUGAGCAGGAGAGCAUGGAGGUGCAGGGUCAAGUAAUUGGUAUCAUGCAACGUGCAGUGAACCCACGAUGCCGAUCCUUUGUUUGUUUUACAGAUGUCAGCAACACCAGCCUCUUGACCCCUAUCAACCCUAGCAUUCCUCGCAUAUACAAUGUGGCAGCGCGGAAGCACUUGCAGCGCAUCAAGAGAGGUUAUGUUGUAGUGUACAAACUUACCACUGAGAAACAGGUGCAGGUCAGUCAUUAUGCAAAAGUAGACCCGAAAGAGCCUGAGGCAAAGCUAUUUGUGGUGCGUUACUUGAAGUGGGUGCCUGGAUUUUUCAAUCCUCUGGGCAUUGUUGUUGAUGUUCUGCCUGCAGGGUCUGACCUUGCCUCAGCACUCACAAUACUAGACAUCGAGUACCAGCUCCCCAGGCAGCUAUCUUCAAAGGCUGCACAAGAGGUGGAAGAGCUGUAUGGGGCAAGCUACCAGCUGCCAGCAGACAUUUUUUCAACUUACAAGGAUAUGAGGGAUCGAUGGUGUUUCACAAUCAAUUCAGCGGAUGCCUUUGGCCUUCAACAGGCAUAUAGCAUUGAUCAGUUGUCAGAUGCAACUUAUGAGCUAGCUGUCCAUCUUACAGAUGUUCACUAUUUUGUGGAGAAAGGCUCUGCUUUGGACAGGGAAGCACUUAGACGAGGAGUGUCUGUUGCGCCUGUCGACCAGAAGCCUCUGCACUUACUCCCAGAGCGCCUUUCCACUGACCUGUGCAGUUUCCGGCCGGGAGAAGGCCGCUUGGCUCUUUCAGUCUUUAUGGUUGUCAAAGGAAGUGGAGAUGAGUGGCAUGUCACUCAGACUUCUCUUCGCCACACAGUGAUCAGUUCCAAACGAAAAUUCUCUCUUCAGGAAGUUGAACACAUCCUAGAUGAUGUGGAAGGAGCUCAGAAUGACUACCUGUUGAGCUGUGUAUUGGUGCUGUAUCAGAUUGCUCUUAUGCAGCGGAAAAGUCGCCUGGGUAAUGCACAUCUGGACCCUCAGCUCACUCCUCAGCAGAUGACAACACCACGUGCUCACUGCAUGCUGCAGGAGGUCAUGAUCAUGACCAACCACCAUGUGGCCCGCAUGCUUCUAGAGUCAUUUCCUGAGUGUACUCCUCUGGUAAGACAGGCAGCACCCAAUUGCCAGAAACUGGAAGAAUGGAAAUCUAAACAUGCAGCUGAUGCUGUGAACUCUGUAGCCCUCACAAGACCUUUCCUGAAUGGAGCUAAGACAUGCACCUGCCGAAUGGUAUGCAUGUGUGUGUCUUCAUACAUGCGAGACCAGAAGGUAAAACCUUUGGAUCACUUUGAUGUCAUCACACAACUUUGGAAUCACCUGCGUGAAGCAGCAUCUUUAGGCAACCAUGAAAUUGUGCAAAAAACAGUUGCAACAGCAGACAACCACCCGCAGUCUAGCGUAGCAUUGGGCCACCUCCAUUCCAUCUUUGAACCUGUGCAGCUCGUGUGCUCAGGCAAUGUUGCUGAUGACCAGCGAGGUCAUUACAGCCUGAAUCUACCCUGUUUUACAAGCAUCACCAACCCUUUGCACAGCUACAUUGAUAUCGUAGUACAGCACCUGGCCUCAGCACUAGUCCAAGGACUAUCCUCACCUUACAGUCAGCUGGAAAUAGCACAAAUAGUGACUGCCUGCAACUAUAAGCAGAACUUUGCCCAGAGCUUUGCCAAAGCCAACAUGACCACCCAUCUUGCUGCUGCUCUGCAGGAUCGCCCAUUGGUCCUCUUUCCAGUGAUAGAGUCUCUGGAUGAGCAAAUGCUGACUUUGCGUUUCCCCACUGUUGGCUGCAUUCAGGACAGAGAAAAGAUUGUGGCUUUAACAUCUUUAGGACCAGCUACGGAGCCCCUGAUAAAUCCUGACACUGACCAGGUCAAAUUGAAAUGGCAGAUGCGGAUAUAUGAUGCAGCUUAUGCCUUGCAGCAAUCUCCGUCUGUUGCAAAAACAAAUGAUGUUGUUGAACUUUGUGCAGACCGCUUUGUUAGUUACAUUCCACCCUUUCAGUGGCAGAGGCUGCUCAAAGCUAUUCGUGAAGAGAACGGUGAGAACAUCUUGUCUAUGGUGCCUACUAUUCAGGAACAUGUUCAUGAAGCCCUGGCAGAUGGCCGUUUUGCUUUGGAUAUAAGUUCAGAAAUUCGUCGUGCUGGUCAGAUUCAGCACUUUGCAGAGUUUGGUCUCUCUUUUCAUUCUUCUAUGGUGGUGCAAGUUCAGGUUGUAGCUCAAAUGUUCAGGGGGCUGCUUGUUCCAAAAAUCCAACUCUUCAGCUUAACUCCAAGUUUGGAUAUCUGUCUGGAGCACAGAAACAAUCCUACUGGCUGCUUUGCUAAAAUGAUUAAAGUACCAGCCACCUUGGCCACCUACUCUGAUGAGGCUGCAUACCAACAGUCGUGGCUGCCAGUGCUGGCCCUUGAAGCAGCCGAGUGUGCUGUGCAUAGCCAUGGGUCAGCAAUGAUUCACAACGUCUACAUUGCUUGGAGUCAGGACUUGGAUCCCUCAGGUAAUGGACCACCUGCUGUUUAUGGUGAGUUCUCAUUGACUCAGGCCUUCUGCAAAGACCGAAAGAUCCGCCUUUCAGGAGACAGUGAUUCGCCAGAUGGUCUGAAUAUGUUUGACCUUGAGAGAUCUGUACCAGCUCCUCUUGAUCUUGUUUGUGUAAGAUAUGCUGGGCUACAGCUUCCAGAGAAGCUUGGACUGGAUGAGGCAGUUGCAGCCAUAGUCAAUACAGGGUGCCCUGUCACCUGGGUGGGCCAUUGUGUGGUGGUAGGCGUAGGCCGAGACAACGUGGGGCUCAUUCACGUGCGAGUGCGGUUGCAUGCCUAUGCCAUGAACAUGCCAGAGGUGCUUCUUGACCCACAGGUAGCUGCAAUGCAACCUUGUUCUAUGGAAUGGAUCCCCAGGACACUUCUUUACAGGCAAAUGGAGCAUGCUGUAGCUUGUCUAAAAGAUGCAUCUGACUUAGCAAAGGAUAUUGCUGUUGGCAGAAAACCUGUGGAAAAUAUUGAUCUAUCUGAUGUUGACUUCCUGGUGGAGAAACUCAGCUCAAACCACAUUCUAAACCCUGAGCAGAAGACAGCAGUGGAAAUGGCCCUCAAGCAAACCUUCACAGUCCUACAGGGAUCGCCAGGCACGGGCAAGUCCUUCACUGUUGCUCAUCUUUGUCGCCUGUUUGUGGAGCGCAACCGCAUGACACCUCGGUCCACGAAUGAGAACGCAGCACGAGUUCAGGUGCUUAUUUGUGGACCUUCUGAUGCAGCUGUGGAUGUGGCAGCUGUGCACCUGAUGAACUUGGAUGAAGGUGGGCUUCGGAUGGUGAGAGUCUACAGUGAGCAGGUAGAACAUAUGGCCUUCCCGCUGCCACGAGACACUGUACCACCAUGGAAGUUAGAGGUGUGUCAUGUGCAAGAAGAUCCCACCUUGACCAGCAUCACACUGCAUCACAUGAUUCGUCAGAAUAACCGUUUCAGUGAACGGAUAAAAGAGUUUGAUACACUCUUUCAGCUCUACCCCCAAGACAUCAGCGAUGAUCAGGUGCAAGAGUACUUACAGCUGGUGCAGCAGGCCCAGCAGAUAGAGUUGAGACAGGCAGAGGUUAUCCUUGCUACAUGUUCUGCAGCUGCCAGUCCAAAGAUGGCACGCACCACUAACAUCAGACAGAUAAUCAUUGAUGACUGCGGAGCCUGUAAGGAGCCAGAGAGCCUGGUUCCCAUUAUUCUGUUUAAGAGAGUGAAGCAGGUGGUGCUGGUUGGAGACCACAAGCAGCUUUGCCCCAUUGUCCAUAAUGCCACAGCACGGUCUUUGGGGCUGGAGAGGUCACUUUUGGAACGAUAUUCUGAAAGUGCCAUCAUGCUUACUGGCCAGUACCGCAUGCAUCAAGGCAUCAGUGAAAUCUCCUCAUCAUGCUUUUAUGAUGGAAGGAUAAGCAGCGUAUUAAAAACCCAAAAUGGACCACCAGCUCUUGAUAUCUGGCCAGGUUCACGAGCACAUCCUGUUGUGUUUUGCCACCUGGUGGGACUUGAAGAAACUGUCACUGUGGCUUCAGAAGAAGGUGUGAUACUGUCAAAGUGUAACCCCAAAGAAGCAGAUGUGGUGGCGGAUAUUGUAGGAGAGCUGGUAUUUCACAAGAAAUUGGAUGUGGAGAGCGUGAUUGUGGUCACGCAGUAUCAUGCCCAGUGCGGACAUGUCAAGCAGCGUUUGGAGCAGCGUGGCUUGGAUGUGGCAGUCACAUCCAUCCUUGACUGUCAGGGUAGUGAGUAUGACUAUGUCGUACUUUCCACCGUACGCUCAGUACCAAGAAGUCAAGUGGAGAGACAACCAACAAAUGAUUGGCUAGAGCGCCACCUUGGGGUCACUGCUGAUGGACAUCAAAUAAAUGUUGCCUUUACAAGAGCAAGAAAAGGCCUCAUCCUUACAGGGAACAAGUACCUGCUGCAGUGCCAUCCUACAUGGCUCAAACUGCUGACACAUUUUCGCCAGCUGAACAAACUGGUGGAUGCAGCACAGUUCCUGCAGAGUAUGGCAGCUUAAGUGUUGACUUUUGAUGGGUGAAGUGAUUGAGGACAUGACAGUCAUCUUCAAUUUGUGAUCACCUGAUAUUUUUCAACUGUCUAGAACUAUAAAUAAAAAAGAAGAUACAGAGAAAGGAUGCUGUUAUAAGACUCAAAUAUUUGAUAAGCUUUUUUUCUGUAAUCUGCAUGAAGGUAGCUUUAUUCAACAGGGGAAAGUAACACACUCAUUUCUUUUUGCCAUUUUCUCACAAGCAGCUGUGGUGAUACCGUCAGUGACUCAGUAAGACAUUCACUUCACACUUAAUCUCAUAUACACUGGUAAGGUAAGUUUCUGAGUCCAUAUCUUGCCAUCAUCUUCAAUUGCUGUUAAUUAUAUCAUUUUCAUGGUUUGCUUGUGUUUCUAAGCGACUUAUAGUCAUAUAGUGAGUGAACUUUAUUUCAUCAGUCUUUGAAGUAUCUUUGAUCAAUAUUUGUUUAUGCCUCUAGACAGCUGUGUGGCACAACUUGUGUCCACCAUUUUGCGAUGCUAUAUUGUGCUUUAAGUCCAUGCUGUGCACUUCCUGAAAUUCCUUGUGAAAUUACUCUUCUUAUCUAAAACACUGUUGUGUUCUGAAAUUCUUAGGUAAAAACAGUAUAAAUAUAUUCUAUAACAUGGUGUGUAUCAGGACUGCCAUUUUCGUGUUUAGCCAAAAAGAUGGGAUGGUUGGAUAGAAAAUGCAGAUAUGGCUCUCGAGAUUGACAUUUCUCUCUCUCUGGCCGUGUCAUGGCCCUUUAUAGUGUGAGUGAGCGGAUAGAGAGCAGCUGUCUGUGAAAAUUAUUUUGUGUUGCUUGUAUGAGAAUUGCAGCAAUACUUUGUACAAAAAAAUCCCAAGUAAGCAUUUUGCCCUUUUUUUCAGGGGGAGGGGGGUGCUGCUCAGCUGCUAUAUUUUGAAAGGGCUUGUGCAGGCCAGGGGAAAUCUUUUUUGUUUCCCUAUUCAGAUUCUUAAAGUUAUUACCAUUUAACUGUUAGACAUUUUUUGUAAAACCAGUGGUUGAUUCAGAAAGCUAAGUUGUAUGAUGUUUUGUUAUAUUUCAGUACUGUUCACUUUAAAAUGUAUUUGUGUAAACCUGAUGGGGAAGUUCCUUGUACAACAGUAUUGUUCUGUUGGUUUAGUUCUUCACUUUGAUAUAUAUAUAUUUUUUUUUAUUUAAUGAUGAUUGUUUUUGCUAUGAACUGUUUUUGAUAUAAAUGAACUUUAUAUAAAAAGGCUAAUUAAUUUCAUGACUGAAACAUAAUCUGUCAUUGAAAUGACAAAGACAGCUAUGCACAUUUCCUGUGGUUUUGUGUGAUACAGGUGAAAUGAGCUGCCAUUGGAACCUGCCAAGUUUAUCAUGUAAACAAAAAUUAUGAUGACUACAUCUGUUAGUAAUUUUAAAAAAAUAAGAUUUCUUUUUUAAAUGCAGAAUGUUACUGACAACUGAUCAGUAGAACUUUUAUAUGAAAUCAUGUGUUACUCUGUGAAUGCGUUUUAGAUGUUUAAAUCAUGUUGACUAUGCAUUUUCUUGCAAGGUUUGUGCUGGAAAUGAUCGUUGUGCUAACUGGUUUUAUAUCUGCAAUGGGUUUAUCAUAUAAUAUUUGCAUUGCUCUGUAGAAAUGAAAGACAUUUAUUUGCGAUUUAAAUGAAGUUGAUUGAUUUUUCGACCAUGGCAUGUUAUUGACCACAAAAAAGUGUUGGGUUUUUUUUUUUGGGGGGGGGGGGGGGGAGGUGGUUCUGCAGCAGCUGUACAUGAGUCUCACGACGUAUUGGGGGAUUAAGUAUAGUGCGCAUGCUAGUAAGUAGAGUGUGUAUGUUGGUAACAAAGAGUGUGUGCUUCAUAGAAAUGCUUACAUUUCAGUUUGUCUACAGCUGUGAAGAGAAAACAAAACGGAAGUGAUCUUGAUAGUCAUUGGUUUGUCUUGGUUAAUACAUUUUCAUUUGCCCACUAUUCCUCUCUCCUUUUUCCCCAUUUCCAAACUUUUUUGGGAGAAUGGGGGUGGCGGAAUCAAGGAGGCAGUCUGACUAAAAAAGAAAAAAAAAAACUGACAAAAAAAAAAUCCUGUUCCAUGCCAGCCAUGGGAAUCCUCAGAUGCUUGUGAGUUCUUCCCCUUAACAUGGACGCCAAGUGAAUGGCAUCUGCCACUGCAUCGUCAGCAAGUCAGAUCUGCCUGCUCGUUCCUGCUUGUCAAAUGUGUCUAUGCGCCUGGUGGUGACCAUGUAUAGACGUUUAGUACUUGUUUUCCUACAACACCAUGGUGUUGAUGUUGCAUAAUUGAGUUUUUUGUGAUUAUGGAAUCGAUGAGAAACUUCCUGGUAUGCAGGGAGUGUCAGCAUUGUUUGUUUGGCUAAUUAUUAUUUGUGCCUUGUAUAUCAGUUUGGUAUGUUCAAGAAUUGCCAGCUCUGGCUUUAGAAUGAAUGUAUUGUUCUUGUACAGAAGGCUGUGCUGCAGGUUUUUAAAAAUGUUAUGUUUGCCACAUGACCUGCAUUAACCCAACUUGUGCAUUCUUCAGUUCACUGGAUUUUUGACUGUCAUUAUUUAGAAUUAUCCUUGUAGCUGGAGCUAUGAUUUUUUUCCCUUUAUGUUUGACUGUUAUCAUUCUGAAAACGUGGUCGGUUAAGGAAAAGGACUCAUUUUUAAACAUGAAAACUUUAUUCAGGAGUUAAACUCCCUGGUAAAUCUCUAUACACCUUUUUUAUUUGAUUAUUAGUUUAAUGGGAUGUGCUCAGUUUCAGUAUUUUGCUAAAGGCGCUCUUGUGAAUGUUUGGCCACAAAGCUCUUUCCAAGUUCUUUGGUUGUAAAGACUUCUUUUUGUAAAUUUUAGGACUUUCUAUAUUUUAAAAAAAAUUUUAAACCAUAGAUUUACAUUGUAAUCAGUUUCAGUAAUCUUCAUUUAUUUUUCAGAGCACUUAUUAUUGCCAUGACCAUGCAAGUAUUAUUUAAACGUUUUGCCUAUCUUGAAGUAUCUAAAGAAUCAUCACGCUUGUUGCUUUAAUGAUUUGUCCAUGUAUAUGAACAAAUCGAAGCAUAAAUAUAAGCAACACAAGUUUGUUUUUUAAAUGAUUUACUGGUGCAUUAAUUCUAGAAAGAACAUACUUUCUCAAUGUCCAUUCUCAAGAGAGUGGCAGUGAUAACGGAAUAUUUUUUAUGGUUUUGCAGAUGGGACUGUCUUUUUUCACCUGAGAUAUUUGUUCAGAAACAUCAGACAGGUGCUUAUUGUUUGUCAUCUCACCAUCAGUAAAUAAAUACAUCUUCAUUUGGGCA
Pomacea canaliculata is the source of this 14788-nucleotide messenger RNA. RefSeq names its product helicase with zinc finger domain 2-like. The coding region runs from base 123 to 11528 and encodes 3801 amino acids. Gene Ontology annotation, molecular function: miRNA binding; 5'-3' DNA helicase activity; RNA nuclease activity. The transcript has 45 exons. The record is from RefSeq and is a predicted model, not a curated record. Gene Ontology annotation, biological process: miRNA processing. NCBI's taxonomy places the organism in Eukaryota, Metazoa, Mollusca, Gastropoda, Architaenioglossa, Ampullariidae.